AUGGUGCUGCUGUUAACUUGGGCAGCAAAGGGGGUGUCAUAGCCCUUCUGCAGCAGGAGGCAGGUGACCACAUUGUGCCAUUCCACUGUAUGCCUCACAGAUUGGAAUUGGCAAUGUUGUCAGUUCAGAGGGACAUUCCAAUGAUCAGGCAGUUGUAUGACCUUCUCCAUUUAAUUUGGAAGAUGUAUCAUUUCAGCCCAAAAUCAAUGAGAGAGCUCAGGGUCAUUGGGGCUGACUUGGGAGUAAAUGUGCUGGUGCCCAGUGGGGUGAAGGGAACAAGGUGGCUCCCACAUGUUUCAAGAGCCCUGGAGACCUUUCUGAAACCAGGCCAGUUCACUACUGUGUACCGCCACAUGGACUAUUUGGCAGGUUCCUCUGCCAAUGCAGACAUUGCAGGUCGAGCUACAAAGGUUAAGAAAUCAAUGGAAGAUGCCACUUUUGUGGCCUUUUGCCAUUUUAUUACAGAUGUGUUCAGUGGCAUUAGUAAGUUUAGCCUCCUACUUCAAAGAAAUGAUGUCAUCCUACCACAGGUCGUUUGCAGCCUGGAACAACUGCUGGUGACCACAGAGGUAAUGGUUGCAAGACCCAAGCCUCAUGGAAGACUGUCAGAGUUCCUGACUGAUAUGAGGCUGCAGAGGAGGCAGCAGGAUAAAGAGGGUGACAUGGCAGUCUACAAAUUCCAGACAAUAACACUCAAAGGAGAGGCAUCAAAUCUGGCUGAAGAUGGUGUUGCUGCCACUAAACUUAAAAAAGUAAUGGAUGCAACAAUCAAAUCCACUGUGAAAAAUCUGAAAGCAAGAUUCAGUAGUCUCCUAGAGGAGAGUGCUUCUGAGUCAGCCACAACCAAAGCUGUCAAAUGCUUCAACAUUUUCAAUCAUGAUAGCUGGCCAGAGAACAAAGAGGAUUUAGUGGACCAUGGUGCUGAUGACCUUGCUUUUCUCUUGGAUCACUUCUCCACAGUCCUGAGAAGAAAUGGUGUAAAUGCAGAGCUUGCAAAAGAAGAGUUUGUAAGUUUGAAGCUGUUAAUUGCCAAGAUGUUCAAAGACAAGACCUACCUCAGCCUUUGGGAGCUCAUGUUGACCAGAGAGCCGUACUGCUCAGAGUAGAAGAACAUCCUGCAUCUUGUACACAUUAUGCUGGUCCUACCUGUCUCAGCUGCGGUAUGUGAAAGAGGGUUCUCUGCACAGAAGAGAAUUAAAUCAGACACAAGAGCAUCCCUUCAUCCAGAGACAGUGGAUGACCUGAUAAGAAUCAGUGUGGAGGGGCCAAGUCUGGAAGAUUUUGAUGCUAGAGAGAGUGUGGCAAGCUGGUUCACCCAAGGUGAAAGAUCAAGAAGGCCAAAUUACAGGAGCUGGCCAUCUGAGGGGCAUGUGACUGCAAUGGAGGACAGUCCAUAAGAUAACAAGUUGUUCGGAUAUUGAAAUGUUCAGAUUGAAGCCUUUGACACUUUGAGUAACUUUUUAAUUUAGAUGUUUUUUUUAUUUAAUAUAUCUUGAGAUGUUUUAAAUUUCUUUAAUGUUGAAAUUUCAGCUCAGUGAAGAACUUUAAGCACAAGCAUGUUUAAGUAAUCUUUCUUGUAGAACUUUGCUACAAAUAAAGAGCUUUGUGUUGAAA
This is a messenger RNA of Oreochromis niloticus (Nile tilapia), 1614 nucleotides long. RefSeq lists its product as uncharacterized. Bases 90 to 1106 code for a protein of 338 amino acids. The transcript is spliced from 8 exons. NCBI's taxonomy places the organism in Eukaryota, Metazoa, Chordata, Actinopteri, Cichliformes, Cichlidae. The record is from RefSeq and is a predicted model, not a curated record.